AUGGCCGCUCAACCCGCCUGGGCUCCGUCAACAUGGCGCUCCAAGCCCAUCAAGCAGGCUCCAAGUUAUCCUGAGCCGGAGAAGCUAGCCAAUGCCGUCCAAGAGCUCUCACGCAUGCCGCCGCUGGUUCACCCCAACGAGAUCCUCGCUCUCAAGGCUCACCUCAGAGAUGUUGCUCACGGCAAGGCCUUCCUCCUGCAGGGAGGUGACUGCGCCGAGCUUUUCGACUAUUGCGAGCAGGGCGCCAUCGAGUCCAAGAUCAAGCUGCUUCUGCAGAUGAGCGUCGUUCUCAUCUGGGGCACCAACAAACGCGUUGUCCGCAUCGGCCGAAUGGCUGGCCAGUAUGCCAAGCCUCGUUCAAGUCCAACCGAAAUGUACCAGGGCCGCGAGAUCCCGAGCUUCAGGGGCGAUAUUCUGAAUGGCUAUCACGUCCAUGAGAGAGAAAUCGACCCCAACCGUCUGAUCAAAGCCUAUUAUAACUCUGCCGCUACCCUCAACUACAUCCGUGCCUCCAUUGCGUCGGGAAUUGCAGACCUUCACCGUCCCCUGGACUGGGGCUUGGGUCACGUACGGGAUCCUGUCCUGAAGGAGAAGUACUCAUCCAUCGCCGGCAGCAUUCAGCAGACACUCCGUUUCUUGCAAGUCAUCAAUUCUCGUCCCGACGAGCUACACACUGUCGAGCUCUUCACCAGUCACGAGGGACUCUUGCUAGAGUACGAGGAACCUCUAACACGCCUGCUGGAGUCGCCGCCCGCUCGUCCAGCUGCUCCUCCCAGCAGCAGAGCACCAUCACCACCCCUGCCCACGGAUCAGGGCAAGCCCAAGACGCAACAAGCCUACUACGAUACUUCUGCACACUUCAUUUGGAUCGGAGAUAGAACCCGACAGCUCGACCAUGCUCACGUCGAGUUCUUCCGCGGCAUCGCCAACCCCAUUGGCGUCAAAGUUGGUCCUACCACGCCAACCUCCGAUCUCCUAGACCUGUUGCGAACACUCAAUCCCGACUGUGAGCCCGGCAAAAUCACUCUGAUUACCCGUUAUGGCGCAAGCAAGGUGGGAGACCUGCUGCCAAAACACAUUCGUGCAGUCGAGGACUCCGAGUACCGCCGAUGCGUUGUCUGGCAAUGCGACCCCAUGCACGGCAACACCCUCUCCACGCCCUCCGGCAUCAAGACGCGCCGUUUCAACGAUGUUUACAAAGAACUUCAGGCAUCGCUUCGCAUCCAUAAGGAGCAGGGCAGCUACCUCGGCGGUGUUCAUCUCGAGCUUACCGGCGACGCUGUCACAGAGUGCCUGGGGGGCAGUGAAGGUCUCGAGGAGGACGACCUAUCCACCAACUACACUUCUUUCUGCGAUCCUAGACUCAACGAAAAACAAGCGCUUGAGCUUGCCUUCCUAGUUGCCGAUCACUUCUCACAGGAACAGAAAAAUGAUGCUUGA
Messenger RNA from Metarhizium album ARSEF 1941, 1440 nucleotides. RefSeq names its product phospho-2-dehydro-3-deoxyheptonate aldolase. Gene Ontology annotation, molecular function: 3-deoxy-7-phosphoheptulonate synthase activity. The transcript has 2 exons. Gene Ontology annotation, biological process: aromatic amino acid biosynthetic process. Lineage: Eukaryota; Fungi; Ascomycota; Sordariomycetes; Hypocreales; Clavicipitaceae. Bases 1 to 1440 code for a protein of 479 amino acids. The record is from RefSeq and is a predicted model, not a curated record.